AUGGGUCUUCUUCGUCUUCUUCAGCAGAUGCGCCGCUCUGCUAACGAGAGCCGUAUUCUUCUUCUUGGUCUUGACAAUGCAGGCAAGACAACUAUCCUCCGCAACCUUUGCAACGAAGAUCCAACUUCAACAUCACCAACACGCGGUUUCAACGUCAAAACAAUUCAAUCCGAAGGCUUCAAAUUCAAUGUUUGGGACAUUGGUGGCCAGAAAGCCAUCCGUCAGUACUGGGAUAACUACUAUGAGAACACCGACGCUCUUGUGUGGGUUGUUGACUCCUGCGACGAAGCUCGUCUUGAGGAGACAGGCACAGAGCUUACAUCACUUCUUUCAAACGAGAACCUUAAAGGUGUUCCCGUUCUUAUCUUUGCAAACAAGCAAGAUCUUGCAUCAGCUCUUCCACCAGAUCAGAUCACAAUUUCACUUGAACUUCACAACAUCCGUGACCGUCAGUGGCAAAUUCAAGGCUGCUCAGCCAUUAAGGGAGACGGUCUUGACGACGGACUUAAGUGGCUCGUUCAGACAAUGAAAUAA
Trichomonas vaginalis G3 is the source of this 534-nucleotide messenger RNA. Its product is annotated as GTP binding. Gene Ontology annotation, cellular component: cytoplasm; microtubule cytoskeleton. The transcript has a single exon. Gene Ontology annotation, molecular function: GTP binding; GTPase activity. Gene Ontology annotation, biological process: cilium assembly. NCBI's taxonomy places the organism in Eukaryota, Parabasalia, Trichomonadida, Trichomonadidae. Bases 1 to 534 code for a protein of 177 amino acids. The record is from RefSeq and is a predicted model, not a curated record.